Messenger RNA from Microtus ochrogaster (prairie vole), 1368 nucleotides. Its product is annotated as interferon-inducible GTPase 1-like. Lineage: Eukaryota; Metazoa; Chordata; Mammalia; Rodentia; Cricetidae. Gene Ontology annotation, biological process: innate immune response; cellular response to interferon-beta; autophagosome assembly. Gene Ontology annotation, molecular function: GTP binding; GTPase activity. Gene Ontology annotation, cellular component: endoplasmic reticulum membrane. The record is from RefSeq and is a predicted model, not a curated record.
ACAGCUAUGGGUAAGUCCUCCUCUAAGGAAGAAUGCCAUGGAGAUUUGGAGUCCAGCUUCACUUUAUAUUUCAAGAAAUUUAAGACAGAAAGCAAAAUCAUUCCCCAGGAAACCAUCGAUUCAAUUGAGUUACACCUGACAAAAGGAAACAUUCAGGGGGCAAACUCUGUAAUCAGUGCUGCAUUAAAAAAUAUUGAUAACAUCCCAAUAAACGUUGCUGUCACUGGAGAGUCUGGAGCAGGGAAGUCCAGUUUGAUCAAUGCCUUGAGGGGGGUGGGACCUGAAGAUGAAGGUGCAGCUGACAUUGGGGUGAUUGAGACAACUAUGAGGAGAACUGCAUACAAACACCCCAAAAUUCAAACUUUGACUUUAUGGGACCUGCCUGGUGUUGGAACUAUGAACUUUCCGCCGAAAGAUUAUCUGGAGAAAGUGAAUUUCCAAGAGUAUGAUUUCUUCAUUAUUGUUUCUGCCACACGUUUUACAAAACUUGAACUAGACCUUGCCAAAGCAAUCAAAUUCAUGAAAAAGAAUUACUACUUUGUGAGAACCAAGGUGGACAAUGAUUUACAAAAUGAGAAGAAAUCCAAAGCACGCACCUUUGACAGGAAAAACAUCCUGUUGCAGAUCCGAAACUCCUAUAUAGAUACCUUAAAGGAAAAUGGCUUGGAUGCACCAGAGAUUUUCUUGAUUUCUAACAGCAAUUUAUCUGACUAUGAUUUUCCAGUCCUGAUGGACACACUGGUAAAGGCUCUUCCUGCUCAAAAGCGCCACAAUUUUAUGCUUUCCUUGCCUAAUAUCACAGAAGCAACGAUUGACAAAAAGCACAAGUCUCUGCAGCAGACUGUCUGGUUAGAAGCCUUCAAGACUGGACUCUUAGCUACUGUUCCUGUAGUGGGCAUCCUCAGGGAUGAUGUGGAGAAGGUGAAGGAGAAAUUAAACCACUAUCGAGUCCUCUUUGGAGUGGACGAUGCAUCCCUGCAAGUCAUUGCUAAGGAUUCACAAGUGCCUGCUGAACAACUGAAAAAAAUCAUUAAAUCUCCUUAUUUGUUGGACACUAAGAAAAGGGAAACAUUAGAAGAAAAACUUUUGAAAUAUUUGGAGAGAUUUGCCUCAGUUAAUGGUGGGCUCUUGGCUACAGGUCUCUACUUUAGGAAAACCUUUUACUUACAACUUCUUCUCCUUGACACAGUGACUGAAGAUGCCAAAGUUGUCCUUAGAGAGACAUACUCAAAAAUUAGUUCAAAUUCAUGUCACCCGGAGCUACCGACCGUGGAUAAGUGUUACUCUUUCCUCAUGUUCUUGACAGGAUUUGUGGUCGUUUUUUUUGUUUUGUCUUAUCUUAGGCUUUGGGCAUGGGAUGAAGUAUAA